Molecule: messenger RNA, 1083 nt
Organism: Medicago truncatula (barrel medic)
Lineage: Eukaryota; Viridiplantae; Streptophyta; Magnoliopsida; Fabales; Fabaceae
Product: putative ubiquitin-conjugating enzyme E2 38
Exons: 6
Coding region: 1-1083 (360 amino acids)
Molecular function (GO): ubiquitin conjugating enzyme activity
Source: RefSeq, a predicted model, not a curated record
AUGAUUUAUUUAUGUCUUUAUAUAGUUUUGUUAUACUCCAUUGUCCAUGAUGUGAUUGACAUUAACAACGGCGACAAUGAUGAUGAUAAUUUAGCAGUACUUGCUGAAAUAGCUCAUAAACAUGACAAGGGGAAGGCACUUGAAGCCGUUCAUGAGGACGUGCUUGGUAAAGCUGGUGUUCUCACGUUUGCCAGAGCUAGACGUAAGAGAGCAGCUGCCUCAAGUUUGACAAUCACUGAUGAACCCGAAAAUGAAACUCUGAGAAAACUUGGAAGUUUUAAGCAAUUUGACACUAUCAGUGACACUUCAGACCAUUACUUUAUUAAAAGUCAUUCCUCCAUGGCGUAUAACCGGGAAGAGUGGAAGAUUUUGGAGAAGCACUUGCCGGAUACAAUAUUUGUGAGAGUCUGUGAAUCAAGGAUGGAUCUCAUGAGGGCUGUGAUUAUUGGAGCAAAAGGGACUCCUUACCAUGACAGUCUUUUCUUUUUUGAUGUUUACUUUCCCCCUGGAUAUCCCAAUGAACCCCCGCAAGUCCACUACCAUUCUGGAGGUCUUGGACUCAACCCUAAUUUGUAUAGCAGUGGCUAUGUUUGCCUCAGUCUACUUGGCACCUGGGAGGGCGACGAGGAUGAGAUGUGGACUCCAGGUGUUUCAACAAUGCUACAAGUUCUAGUCUCCAUACAAGGUCUAAUCUUGAACGCAAAGCCUUACUUUAAUGAACCUGAAUAUGAAAGAGCGAGUGGCUCACCAGAUGGUGAAAAGAGAGCCCUGCAGUAUAACGAGGAUACAUUCAUUCUAUCAUUGAGGACAAUGACAUAUAUGAUAAGAAGUCCUCCUAAGAAUUUUGAAGACCUUGUUGUGGGGCAUUUCUACAGCCGAGCACACGAUAUUCUAGGGUCAUGUAAAGCAUACACAGAAGGUGUUCAAGUUGGUUGUUUUGUCAAAGGCGGGGUUGAAAAUGUUAAUAAGGGUAAAAGAAACUGCUCAUCUAAAUUUAAGACUGAUUUAGUUGAAUAUGUGAAAAUUCUUGUCACCGAGUCUGAAAGAAUUGGAGUUAAGGACUGUGAGAAAUUCACAGCUUAA